AUGGAGAGUUCGAUGGUACAGAUGGCCAAGACCAUUUGGUGGAUAUUAGUCAUAGGAGUGUUAGGUUUAGGGUUUCGUGUGUACGGUAAAGCGAUGGCGGAGCAAUGGAGGAUGCGGAGGAGGCUCAAGAUGCAAGGCGUGAAGGGUCCUCCGCCGUCGCUAUUUCGUGGAAACGUCCCGGAGAUGCAAAAAAUUCAAUCACAAACAAUGAUUAACUCUAAAAACUACUCCGGUGAUAAUAUCAUCGCCCAUGACUACACUUCUUCUCUCUUUCCAUAUCUCGACCAUUGGCGAAAACAAUACGGGAGAGUGUACACGUACUCGACGGGGGUGAAGCAACACUUAUACAUGAACCACCCGGAGGUAGUGAAAGAGCUUAAUCAAGCCAACACUCUUAACCUUGGCAAAGUCUCCUACGUCACAAAACGCCUUAAGUCCAUUCUUGGCCGUGGCGUCAUCACCUCAAAUGGGCCUCACUGGGCCCAUCAACGCCGUAUCAUCGCCCCUGAGUUCUUUCUUAACAAAGUCAAGGGAAUGGUUGGUUUGAUGGUAAAUUCUGCGAUGCCAAUGCUUAGCAAAUGGGAAGAGAUGGUGAAAAUAGAAGGAGGAAUGGUGUGUGACAUAAGAGUCGACGAAGACCUAAGAGCUGUCUCUGCUGAUGUCAUCUCUAGAGCUUGCUUUGGGAGCUCUUUCUCCAAAGGCAAAGAGAUCUUCUCUAAGCUUAGAUGUCUUCAAAAGGCUAUCACUCACCACAACUUCCUCUUCGGCCUCAAUGGCUUCACUGAUAUUGUGUUCGGGACCAAGAAGCAUGGGAACGGGAAGAUUGAAGAGCUAGAGAAGCAUGUAGAGUCUUUGAUAUGGGAAACCGUCAAAGAGAGAGAAAGGGAAUGCGUGGGAGAUCACAAGAAGGAUCUAAUGCAAUUGAUACUUGAAGGAGCUAUGAGUAAUUGCGAAGGUAGCUUGGAGGACAAGACAUCAUCUUACAAAAGUUUCGUAGUGGACAAUUGUAAGAGCAUCUAUUUCGCUGGCCAUGAGACCAGUGCGAUUGCUGUCUCCUGGUGUCUUAUGCUCCUUGCCCUAAACCCUUCUUGGCAAACUCGGAUUCGUGAUGAAGUAUUUCGUUUCUGUAAAGAUGGUAUUCCCGACGCAGACUCUAUUUCCAACCUUAAAACGGUGACGAUGGUUAUCCAAGAAACGUUGAGGCUAUACCCACCAGCAGCAUUCGUGUCAAGAGAAGCCCUUGAAGACACAAAACUCGGAAGCCUCGUGGUGCCAAAGGGAGUGUGCAUUUGGACAUUGAUCCCUACAUUGCACAGAGACCCCGAGAUAUGGGGAGCUGACGCGAAUGAGUUCAAGCCAGAGAGAUUCAGCGAAGGAGUCUCUAAAGCAUGUAAAUACCCUCAGUCUUUCGUCCCAUUCGGCUUAGGGACAAGGUUGUGUUUAGGGAAAAACUUUGGUAUGAUGGAGCUCAAGGUUCUUGUAUCACUUAUUGUGUCAAGGUUUAGUUUUACUCUGUCUCCCACAUAUCAACACUCUCCAGUGUUUAGAAUGCUUGUAGAGCCUCAACAUGGUGUUGUCAUUAGGGUUAUUCGAAAUUAA
Molecule: messenger RNA, 1599 nt
Organism: Microthlaspi erraticum
Lineage: Eukaryota; Viridiplantae; Streptophyta; Magnoliopsida; Brassicales; Brassicaceae
Source: the annotation of a GenBank genome assembly